GGGACGGCUGCGGGAGCGGGAUGGCGCGGCCUGCAUCGCUGCCCUCCCGGCGCUGCCGAGCGCAUGCUGGGAAGCGCUGCCUUCCUUCCUUUCUCUCCUUCCUUCCUUUCUCGCUGCCUCCGUCCUGCCCGCUGUGCCCUUCCCUGCUUCCUGCCGCCUUCCCACCUUCCCCUGCGCCGCCUGCCGGGAGCGGGCCCGGUAGCGCAGCGGUGCCGCUGUGGGCGGUGGCGCCCGCCCGCGCGCUCCCUCGCCGAGGCCCGCGCAGGGGCUCCCGCGGCCGUCCCGGAAGAGACGGGGUUUUUGAUUUUGGGGUUGGGAUUGGAAUUAUCGGUGGAACUGGCCUGGAUGAUCCGGAUAUCUUAGAAGGAAGAACAGAAAAAUAUGUUGACACUCCUUAUGGCAAGCCAUCGGAUGCUUUGAUUUUGGGAAAGAUCAAAAAUGUGGACUGUGUGCUCUUAGCAAGACAUGGAAGGCAUCAUACAAUUAUGCCAUCAAACGUCAAUUACCGUGCCAAUAUCUGGGCGUUAAAAGAAGAAAAUUGUUCCCAUGUAUUAGUGACUACUGCCUGUGGUUCAUUACGAGAGGAAAUACAACCUGGUGAUCUUGUCAUAAUUGACCAGUUCAUUGACAGGACAACUAAAAGACAUUGUACUUUAUAUGAUGGACAGCAUUCCAAUCUCUCAGGAGUAUGUCAUAUUCCAAUGGCUGAGCCAUUCUGCACCAAAACCAGAGAGGUUCUUACUGAGACUGCCAAGAAGCUGGGGCUCCAGUGUCAUUCCAAGGGGACAAUGAUCACAAUUGAAGGCCCACGUUUCAGCUCACGAGCAGAAAGCUGUAUGUUUCGCAGCUGGGGAGCUGAUGUUAUCAACAUGACUACAGUGCCUGAAGUGAUUCUUGCGAAGGAAGCUGGAAUGAGUUAUGCUAGUAUUGCCAUGGCAACAGAUUAUGACUGCUGGAAGGAGCAUGAAGAAGCAGUUUCAGUGGAUAAAGUUUUAAAGACGCUGAAAGGGAAUGCAAAUAAGGCUACAAGCAUACUCCUUACUGCUAUACCUCAGAUAGGCUCCAUGGAAUGGACCAACACCCUGCACGCUCUGAAAACAACAGUGCAGUGUUCGGUCAUCCUGCCAAAGCAGUAACAACCUGGUUGGACCUUGAAGUUCGAGUGCUUACAAGGAAGAGUGGAUCACUUUCGAACUUUCAGAGGUUAUAAUAUCUUCAAAAAUUGUUACAAGCUUAAAAGAAUGGACUAAACAUUGACCAGUGAUCAUGUGUAAGGCUGCUGUUAUAAUUUUUGUCGGUUUGAUCAUAUAUAAGAUGGUUAAAAUUAGAUUUUGAGUAUGUUUUCAACUAUGAGUAGCUCUACUGACAAACUGUAUCUGACAGUGGUCAGAGAAAAAAUGUCAGUACUCUAUUCAGUGGUACCUUUUAACUGAUGGUAGAAAGGAAAGUCUUAAGUAAUAUUGUUGUUGGAGUUAUAUAAAAUAAGAUCUAAGAAAGCAGAUUCACAGGCUAUUUGUGUUGCUGUUUCUACCUCCCAUCUUUUCCUUCAACAGGACACAUGGUUACAAUUCACUUCAGAAACAUAACAGAAAAACUGAACAAACAAUUUGAAAUUAAAAUUAUACUAUUUUUAUACAUUAUCCAUAUUUUUUAUUCCAGUGACUUUUUUUAAAGCAGUGUAUUUGUUUGUGUGCUAGAAGACAUGGUUUAAUAAUUGUAGUGGUUCUGUCACAGCAGCAGUUGUGUAAUGAGUUAGUGUUAGACUGAGGUAAUGCCUAAACCAAAUUUGUGCCUGAAGAUGUACUUACGUGACUUACAGAACUGUCAAGAAAAGGUGCUUUCCUGCCAGUGUCCCAAACACUCUGCUGGCCUUUCUCUGCUUCAUUGAACAGCUCCAAUUUUAGUUCCUGUAUUAAGUGAUGAAUGUGCUUGAGUGGUUUGAAUGUAUGCAUUUCAAUUUUUUUAAUACAGUUUUAUUUUAAUAAAAUAACCUGCUGCUUCUUGUCUAGUAAAUAAAACAAAUGAAACAUAUGCUUCUCCAAGAUGUGUGGAAAUCAGGGGGGAUUUUAUUUACUUCUAGCCAUUAUGUCUCACAAUUGCUUUUGCCAUUCAUGGAACAGGUUGGUGAUGAUACCUUGUAAACAACACUUUUAGAAGUACACUUUUUAGAAAAUACUGUGCUACUCAGAACUUCAGGUUCUAAGUCCCUGAACAGCAGGGAUUGCUGAGGCAGAAGUGGAUCAGAAUGCAAGGAAAAGAUCAGAAACAUGAACGGUAAGGAUUCUCAUAGUAAUGUGUAAAAAAAAAAAAAAAAAAAAAAUCCAAAGGAAAA
Messenger RNA from Corvus hawaiiensis (hawaiian crow), 2332 nucleotides. It is a transcript of the gene MTAP, whose product is annotated as methylthioadenosine phosphorylase. Gene Ontology annotation, biological process: nucleoside metabolic process. The transcript is spliced from 8 exons. Gene Ontology annotation, molecular function: S-methyl-5-thioadenosine phosphorylase activity. The coding region runs from base 21 to 1136 and encodes 371 amino acids. Lineage: Eukaryota; Metazoa; Chordata; Aves; Passeriformes; Corvidae. The record is from RefSeq and is a predicted model, not a curated record. Gene Ontology annotation, cellular component: cytosol.